Messenger RNA from Sorghum bicolor (sorghum), 1633 nucleotides. RefSeq lists its product as uncharacterized. Gene Ontology annotation, cellular component: nuclear microtubule; mitotic spindle. The record is from RefSeq and is a predicted model, not a curated record. The coding region runs from base 1 to 1398 and encodes 465 amino acids. NCBI's taxonomy places the organism in Eukaryota, Viridiplantae, Streptophyta, Magnoliopsida, Poales, Poaceae. The transcript is spliced from 8 exons. Gene Ontology annotation, biological process: regulation of mitotic spindle organization; activation of protein kinase activity; mitotic spindle assembly. Gene Ontology annotation, molecular function: microtubule binding; protein kinase activator activity.
AUGGCAGCUGCGGCGACGAGAGGCAGAGGAGGACCGCGGCGCCCGUUCGCGCCCGUGGUGGUGUCGCCGCCGCCGCCGCCGCAGGCGGAGAAUCGGCUGGCGCGGGAGGACGCGCCGUCCUCGUUCGCGCGGCGGGAGCCGAGGAGGUUCGGGGCGUGCGCCGCCGGGAAGGUCGCGCGGGGGCCCGCGGUUCUUGGCGCCGGCGGCAAGGCGGUCAAGAAGUACGGCCCUGGGUCGUCCCCGGCCAAGAAGACGCCGGUGGCGGCGAAGAGGGCGCCGGGGACGGCGGCCAGGAGGAGGCUUGAUUCUUGCACCAAGAAGUGCUCGACUCCGGCGGUGGGCGCGGUGGCGGCGUACGACGCGCCGCGCGCGCUGGCGUCGGGCGCCGCCGAGGAGUGCGGCGACGAGGUGCGGGCCAAGCUCUCCUACCCCUGCAGCGAGGCGGACCAAGAACGGCGGGGCAGCGAGGCCUCCGCCUCGCGGAAGCGGGCGAUGACGGCCGUGGCGUUGGAGGAGGCCAUGGCGGGCCUCCCGGAGCCCGGCGAGGGCCGCGUCAAGUACCUGGUGGACACGUUCGAGCGGCUCCUCUUGCUGGGCGGCGGCGGAGGCGGAGGCGACCCCACGGCGCGGAGCAGAGGCGCGGCGAGGAGGAGGAAGGACGAGGGAACCGCGACAGCGACGGUGUCGUUGCCAGCAACGCCGCGGGGUGCCGAGGAGAUCGACAUAUCGUACCCCUCCAUUGCCUCCUCGUCCGAGGUCUCCUUCCCGGUCAUCCCCGGUGUCGCCUGCAUCCUCGACGCCUCCGACCGCACCAGGAUCAGCCGUGCACGAGGCCAACGGCGGCAGAGGCCAUACAAUAGCACCGGAUCGUCAGAUAGGGCCUGGAGUUGCAGCAGGAAGGUGACAAGGGUGACCACUCAGCAGCCGUUCCGUCUCAGGACCGAGCAAAGAGGAAAAGCCAAGGAAGGAAAUUUUCUUGAGAGGUUGAGGAAUAUGCAGGUUGAAGAGGAGAGGCUGCGCCAUCCAGUCGCCCAAGGCCUACCCUACACAACUGAUGAACCAGAGAUCCCAGCGAAACCUCCAACAAAGGAACCCACGGAACCGAUCGAUCACGUGCUGCACAGCGCUGUGCGUGUGGUCAGACGCGUCAAGUUUGAUACCCAAGUCGCUGAGCGCAAUAGCUUCAUGGAGGAAGUGAAACUGGAGAGGGAAAGACAGCAGAAGGUGGAUGAGGAGAUUGAGAUCAAGCAGCUAAGGAAGGAGCAGGUUCCAAGAGCACAUCCAAUGCCAGACUUCUCCAAGCCCUUCGUGCCAAAAAGGUCAGUGAAGCUUCCUACAAUUCCCAGGGAGCCAAGAUUUCACUCCAGGUUGAUGAGGCGCAUCUCAAAGGCGCAAUGAGCUUUGACAGUAGUUGCCUUGGUAGCUGCUAGCAAGUAGAAACUGCAUUUUUUUUCUGAAUAAACAAAAAGAAAGAGAGAAUACCAUGCAUCAAAACAUGUAUCUAUAUUAUUAGUAGCGUCCUUUUACUGCUUGUAAUAAACGUAAUACUUGGCUAUUUGUGGUCCAAUACACAUGCUUCUUGCUUGUGCUGUACUACUACUAGUUCCUGCUUGUACAUUUCUGCUGAUGUAUA